Messenger RNA from Annulohypoxylon maeteangense, 1840 nucleotides. RefSeq names its product longevity assurance proteins LAG1/LAC1. Gene Ontology annotation, biological process: ceramide biosynthetic process. The record is from RefSeq and is a predicted model, not a curated record. NCBI's taxonomy places the organism in Eukaryota, Fungi, Ascomycota, Sordariomycetes, Xylariales, Hypoxylaceae. The coding region runs from base 132 to 1430 and encodes 432 amino acids. Gene Ontology annotation, molecular function: sphingosine N-acyltransferase activity. Gene Ontology annotation, cellular component: membrane. The transcript has 5 exons.
CACGUUUUCCUGACCGCCAAUAUAACGACAUAUUUUGCAGGCAAAUGCACUGCUAAACAUACAGGUCCCAGCCCAAGGUCCAAGGUCAGGAAGAAGAAAAAAAAAAAGGUCAUCGGUCAUCGGUCAUCAACAUGAAGGCCGUUGCUAUGAAGGUAGCGAGGAAAGGCGAUGACAAACCAAACAGCUUUUCGAGUUGGCUGUUCAAUAAUCAGACCGCCGUAUCUUUCACACUAAUCACAUCUCUCUUCCUCUCGCAUAGUUCUGUGCCUAGGGUAAGACCGUUCACGUCUCAGUUCUUUACUCUAUCUUACUAUAACCCCGCCACCGGAAAAUACGCCUCCGGCCAUGGAGACCUCUAUUUUCUUACUUUUUGCGUCGUGCUCUUCACCGGAAUCCGCGCGGCUCUGAUGCAACACGUUCUCGCCCCUCUGGCCAAGCACUGGGGGGUCACCAAGAAGAAGGACGCCACUCGAUUCGCCGAGCAGGGAUGGAUGUUGAUGUACAACACCAUAUUCUGGUCCUUGGGCAUGUAUAUCUACUGCAAUUCGUCAUAUCUCCUCGACAUGACGGAAUUGUGGACGAAUUGGCCCCAGAGGGAGCUUCCAGGGCUCGUAAAGGGGUAUAUACUUGCCCAGUGGUCUUACUGGAUGCAACAGCUUCUUGUUGUGAACAUCGAAGCUCGCAGAAAGGAUUACUGGCAGAUGAUAGUCCAUCAUUUCGCCACCAUCGCCUUGAUUGCUUCGGCUUACGCCUAUCAUCAUUACCAAGUCGCUAACUUGAUCCUAGUUCUUAUGGACGUGAUCGAGUUAAUUUUCCCUCUUGCUAAAUGCCUUAAGAGCCUUGGCUAUACUACCAUUUGCGAUGUUAUCUUUGGAGUGUUUGCCGUUACGUGGCUUCUUACACGCCAUGUGGUUUACUUGAGGGCUUGCUGGAGUGUCUACUUCGAUAUGCCCAAAGUAAUGCCAACAGGCUGUUACCGGGGCACCACGGGCGAUCUCGAAGGUCCGUUUCCGGUACCGGAUGACUGGGCGCAUCUACUGGAACCAUUUUACAACCCCGAGGGUACCGUCUGCAUGAAUGAUAACAUAAGACUUGGCUUCCUAUCAUUCCUCCUCCUGUUGCAGGUUGUGAUGAUGGUAUGGUUUGCAUUUAUCAUUCAAGUUAUCGUUCGCGUUCUCAGGGGAGCCAGCGCCGAGGAUGUGAGGAGCGACGAAGAAGGCGAUGAGGAGGAAGAAGAAGAAGAAGAAACCGGAUAUGAUGGGCCGCAAGUUCUCGAAGAGGAAGUCGGCGUCGAGUCUAUCAACUUUGAAGUGUGGAAGCGCCGUGCCGGAGUCAAGGAAGUUUCACAUUCGAGCGGUCUGAGUUUGCCUGGGCAUAGCGAUCGGAAGGAGUUAUUAAAUCGGGUUGGAUGCGAAAAACAAAUCGACUAAGCCACGUUUUAGGUGGUAUUAUCCCUGGGUUACCGGAAUCUAUGGCUUAUCAGUCAUUCCGCCUGUACCGAAGCCAUAAUGUUUGGCGAGGCUCGAUUUUAUUCACGGAUAUCACAUUUGUACAUGGAGACUGGUAGGGCGAACGGAGUGGACGCGGUUGCAUUAGGGUACACUGGUUAAUGAGAGCCUGUAAGGUACCUAGUUGUGAUGCGAAAGUCUCAAGCCAUUCUCGCUCUACGUAGCCUCAACUUCUUCGACUCCGUGUCCGACGAGCUUUGGCGUCUCUGAUUUCUAGUGACGUACUUGCUAGGGUUCUGUGUAGAUCUUACCGGGUGAACCAUUGACAACUUGAGACAAUAUAGGAACUAUGAUAUGGAGGUCCAUAGAAGCGCAUCACCGCCUAUUUCAUC